Molecule: messenger RNA, 2339 nt
Organism: Ilyonectria robusta
Lineage: Eukaryota; Fungi; Ascomycota; Sordariomycetes; Hypocreales; Nectriaceae
Exons: 2
Coding region: 1-2322 (773 amino acids)
Molecular function (GO): oxidoreductase activity, acting on CH-OH group of donors; flavin adenine dinucleotide binding
Source: RefSeq, a predicted model, not a curated record
AUGUAUUUCAAGUCUUUCGUUAGUGCUUUGGCACUCCCGAGCCUCAUACAGGCCGCUUCGGUCUCCUAUGUCGACCCCGACACCAGCAUCACGUUCCAGAAGUGGACUGAUGCCACCAGCAAGUUCAGCUUCGGUAUUGCUCUGCCGACCGAUCCCUCUACCGACUUCAUCGGCCAGAUCUCGGCCCCCAUCACCGAAGGCUAUGCUGCUCUCGCCCUUCGAACCUCCAUGGCGGGCAGCUUGCUCAUCGUGGCUUGGCCCAACGGCGAGACGGUCGUGUCUUCGCUGCGUGAGGCCACCGGUUACACCAACCCCGAUGUUCUCGACGACGACACCGUCUCUCUCAAGACCAUCGAGACUGGAACCUCUGUCAACGCCACUGCCUUCACUUACACCUUCCUCUGCUCAGGAUGCAUCAAGACUGAUGACUCCACCUUCGCCGCCAGCGACGACACUGCUUCCAUGGGCUUUGCUCUCAGCACCACUGCUCUUGACACUCCUGCUUCUGCUUCUGGCGCGCUGAACUACCACUCCGCCGGCUUCGGUGGCUUCGGUAUCGAUCUGGCCUCUGCUCAGUCCUCAGACUACGCUACCUGGGCCGCCCUUGCUUCUGAGGAUUCGACCACGACCCCUGAUACUGGCAGCGGUAGCGGAACCGUCCCCGCCAACCUGACCACCAUCAUCAGCAACGUUACCUACGACUACAUUGUUGGUGGUGCCGGAGCUGCUGGUCUCAUUGUUGCCGAGCGACUUGCUGAGUCGGGUGCUUCUGUACUUCUUCUCGAGCGUGGACAGGCUUCUCUCUACUCCAGCGGCGGAGAUGCCACCAUGGACUGGAACAACACCGUUACCCAGUACGACGUGCCUUCCAUGGGAUACUACCUGUCCACCGCCUCUGACACCAGCGAGUACUGCACCGACACUGCCAGCCAGGCCGGCUGCAUCUUGGGAGGAUCGACCGCCAUCAACGCCAUGAUGUUUGUCAAGCCCAACAGCGAGGACUUCUCCAAGUGGCCCGCGGGCUGGAGCUGGGAUACCGUCGAGGCUUCCGCAGAGAGGCUCUACGCGCGUACUCCCGGAACCACCAGCCCUACGGCCGACGGCGAGCUGCACGACCAAGGUGCCUGGGAUGUGCUCAGCACUUGGCUUGACGGCAACGGCUUCACCGAGGUUGAUGCCAUUGCUGAGCCCGAGAAGAAGCGAAAGAUCUACUCGCACCCCCCGAUCAUGGUCAACAACGGACUCCGCGCCGGCCCCGUUCGUGAUUACCUCCCGUUGGCUCAGGCCCUGCCCAAGUUCUCACUGCAGCUCAACUCCAAGCUGCUCCGAGUCGUCCGCACCGGCAGCACCAUCACCGGUGUCGAAGUGUCAACUGGCGCCGCCACCCGCCAGAUCAUCAACCUCAACACCAACGGUGCCGUCAUCCUCGCUUCUGGUGCCCUUUCCACCCCCCGUGUUCUGUUCAACAGCGGUAUCGGCCCUACCGCGCAGAUCCAGACCGUGUCCAACGGCUCUACCCAGAUCACUCUUCCCGCCUCAUCUGACUGGAUCAACCUGCCCGUUGGCGAGAACCUCCAGGACCACCCCAUCUUCACUGUCAACCUGCAGACCAAGAACUCUUUGACCUCGCUCUCCAGCACUGACUUUACCUCGCCCAACGACACCAAUGUUGACUUGUUCGCUCAGGGAACUGGUGUUCUCGCCCAGUCGGGCCAGCGCCUGAACUUCUGGACCAGCAUCACCAACACCACCGAUGGCGUUGAACGAUUCAUCCAGGGUACCUGCAACUCCCCUUCCAACGACACUGUCCGCAUCAAGGUCUACCUCACCCACGGACUUACUUCCACUGGAACUCUGGGCAUUACCAGCGCUGGAGCCACCAAGCUCACCAAGGAGCCCUACCUGAACACUGCUGGCGACAAGGAGGCUAUCCUGUCCUUUAUGAGACAGCUCAUCUCUUAUGCCUCCAAGUCCGACAGCACCCUGUCCAUCGCGGCCAACACCACUGCCGAGUCCCUCAUCGCUGAGUACGUCACUGGCUCUCACUUUGUUGGAACCGCCCGGAUGGGUACCAGCAACGACGGCACCAGCGUUGUUGAUACCAACACCAAGGUUUGGGGCACUGACAACCUCUACGUUGUAGAUGCCAGCAUCCACCCCGAUCUGCCUACUGGAAACACUCAGGCCAUUGUCAUGGUCGCUGCUGAGCAUGCUUCUAAGAAGAUUCUGGCGGCAGGCGGAUCAUCCAACUCUACCACACCUGUCACUUCCAGGUGCCGAGCUGCCCGCAGACGCCGCAGCUUCCGACCCCGCUACGUGUAAAUAGCUAUUUUUCAAAC